GUAGUUUGACCCUCAGCCGCCGCCGUACGCGCAGUAUGUUGUUGUAAAGAUCGUUCAUCUCCAAACCUCCAGAGCGCACACGUGUGGAGCUGCCCGGAGCGCGCACUUUUACGCAUUUCCACCGCAUCCACGACCACCUCACACCGAACCCCGCCGAAGCCGAGCCCGAAGAGGGACCGCGCGGAGAGCCGCUGUGUAGCCCGCCGUGCUAGCUCGUUCGGCGGCUCCGUUGCGGCAUGUCGGGCGGGCAGAGCGAGUCCAGGAAGCGGGGCAAGAAGCGCUACGGGGGCGGCCAGGGCAAGCGCUGGAGGGGGUCCCGGGAGCUGGAGGUGGGCAUGCAGGGGGUCCUCAUCACCUGUAACAUGAACGAGCGGAAGUGCACCAGCGAGGCCUUCAACCUGCUCGGCGAGUACGCGGACAGGCUCUACGGCCCCGAGAAGCUCCAGUCCACAGAGGGCAGCAGUGAGGAGGACGAGGAGGAGGAAGAGGAGGAUGUGGACGCGGCGCUGAAGAGGGAGGUGGAGCAGCUGAAAGGAGCACAGGCCAAACAGCAGAGACGCUUUCAGGCUCUGGAGAGCGGAGCCAACAACGUCAUCUUCAUCAAGACUCACAACCUGGAAUCCGACAAACUGGUCCACCACAUCCUGUCUGACCUCCACACCACCAAGAAGAAGAAGUCUCGCGUGAUCCUCCGAAUGCUGCCGGUGACGGGAACAUGCAAGGCCUUCCAGGAGGACAUGCUGAAGUUCUUGAGCACGUUCCUGGAGCCCUGGUUCAAAACGCCCAACGCUGCGUCCUACCAGAUCGUCUUCAAAGCCCGCAACAGCAGCCACAACAAGAGGGAGGACAUCAUCAAGGCCAUCGCAGGUUUGGUGGGGAAGCUCAACCCCAAGAACAAAGUGGACCUGACCAACCCCGAGCUCACCAUCAUCGUGGAGGUGAUCAAAGCGGUGUGCUGCGUCAGCGUAGUCAGGGACUACACACUGUUCAGGAAGUACAACGUCCAGGAGGUGGUCAAGGAGGACACUGCCAAACCACAGGAGACGAAGGAGGAGACGAAGGAGGAGACGAAGGAGGAGACGAAGGAGGAGACGAAGGAGGAGACGAAGGAGGAGACGAAAAAGGAGGAGAACUCAGAGCAUCCGGAGGGCGAGGACACGGCAGAGGACAGGCACAGCACAGACGAGCACACAGGCACGGCUGAGGGAGAGUGACUGACCGGAGUCUUAAGUGGAGUGAUUUUUAGUUAAUUUAAAAUAGUGUGAAUGAUGCGUUUGCGUUUUAGAUGAACUGAAUGCACAAUAGAAUCAGCAACUACUCCUACUAGUGGUCAAAAAUAGAAUAGCAGGAAAUGUGAGGUAGGCAUUUUUGUAUUACUUCACCUCAGUUCCAGUAACAGAUUUUGGACACCUGUUUUAGAAUUGUGUGUAUGAUUUCUGUGUUUUGGCAACUUUUUUUGUUGGUACAUGGCAACAUUUUUAAGUAAAUAAGUUCCAUUUCUGAUUGAUAGUGUCAUGUUGUUUUACAUUAUUUUGAAUUUCUAUUAAACUGUCACACAGUCAGUCAUUGAAGAAUCAUUUCAUCUGUAUUUUGGUGCAAAUAAUUACAAACACUAUAUUUAAUAAUAAACUCUUAAACUCCCUCCGCUUGUUUGCAGACGUGGUCAGAUGGGUCAAAUUCAGUCCACGCUUUAAUAAAAAAUGUCCGUCUCUGUUCUUUUGCUCGGUAAAUCUUUAUUUCAAACCAAGGCCCCACAAAUAAAUGAUGUUUCUAAACCUG
Boleophthalmus pectinirostris (great blue-spotted mudskipper) is the source of this 1779-nucleotide messenger RNA. It is a transcript of the gene thumpd1, whose product is annotated as THUMP domain containing 1. Gene Ontology annotation, biological process: tRNA modification. Gene Ontology annotation, molecular function: RNA binding. The transcript has 5 exons. The record is from RefSeq and is a predicted model, not a curated record. Bases 237 to 1214 code for a protein of 325 amino acids. NCBI's taxonomy places the organism in Eukaryota, Metazoa, Chordata, Actinopteri, Gobiiformes, Gobiidae.